Molecule: messenger RNA, 4030 nt
Organism: Carassius gibelio (silver crucian carp)
Lineage: Eukaryota; Metazoa; Chordata; Actinopteri; Cypriniformes; Cyprinidae
Exons: 7
Coding region: 377-3604 (1075 amino acids)
Biological process (GO): induction of positive chemotaxis; leukocyte chemotaxis
Molecular function (GO): cytokine activity; CD4 receptor binding
Source: RefSeq, a predicted model, not a curated record
GUUGAUGCACUCUUCAUUUGCUCUUGCAGCUGCAGGAAGUUGAGCAGCUCUGCCCACAAGUGUGCCACAAAAAUUCACCCAGAACAAGAUAAGAACCAGAGUACGGAGACCCAUUACUGGCUCUUUUUGAUCCAGAGAGCGUGAAACAUCUCUCAGAAGAGCAACUGAGUCAAGCUGAAGUUACGGGUCUACUUCACUUCCCUGGAUUACAAACAGAUUUAUUCCAGCUAUUAUAACGAUGGUAGGAAAAUACAGUCCGCCAUUACAAGCAAAAGGAAAUAAAACAUUUUGAACAAGAUGCUAUCAAUUUCAGCAACCAGCCUUCAAAUCCUACUGUAAUGAAUACACUGUGUGACAUUAAGCGUGAUUUAAAAGCAUGAGUUUGCAUACUGUAACCGAAGGUGCAGAUGCACCUGGAACAGCAGAACAAAGUCAUAGUCAGUUAUCUGCGAUGCCUUUUGGCUCUUCAGCUGCUAGAUUCAAAAUCCGCUCUGCUAAAACACUUACUACCAAGGACCUCAGGAAGAAAAGCUUUUUUUUUGAGGGAGGAAAAGUUGAAGACUCAAGCCAGAAAAGUGAUCCCAGUAAGGACCUCAACAAAGCUUGUACUUCUUCAGCUAGUGAUACCCACACUAACACUGAUGACAAAGACACAGGUAACACUUUAAGUAAGGAUUCAAGCAAAGACUCAACUUUUCCUAUCAGUUCUGAAAAGGCUGAUGUGAGCUCUAUGAAGUUUAACACUCAAGAAGACAAGAGUCAGGCAGAAAAGGACAGGAGCAGAGGAGAUGAGUUGAGGAGAUCUUAUCAGUCAAACAAAAGCAAAAGCUUAGACUGGAAAGCAGGACAUGGGAAUAGAACUGGGAUGACUAGUGGGACCAGAGACUUUGAAAAUUGUAUGAGGCGAUCCAAUUUCGAGAGAACGGGGACAAACAACAAGAUAACUUCAUUCACGCAAGAGAAUCAACCCAGUAGUGUUUCACAGAGGAUUCAGACUUACUAUGCAACCAAUAAAGGCAAUCAGAACAGUGACAGAAAGGAUUUCUCUGGAUCUCCGUCUGUGAGAAUGAACAGUGGUCAGUCACUCCCAUCCAGAUUGAAGCCAAGACUUAGCCACGGAUCCAUUGGAGAAGGAAUCAGUCUCUGGGCACAGCAACAAGGUGAAUCAAGUCUUGGUCAGACAGUAAACAGAAUGAGAUCUUCCAAUGCAAAGGAAAUAACUGGAAAUCAAACAAUAAUGGAAAGAGAUUCAAUCAGAUUAAAACGCAGCAAUACUGUAAGUUCUGAUGAAUCAUAUCCCAAAUCUAUGGACACAGUGGACUGUACUCCAAGACACAUAAAAUACAUUCCUGACUAUGUGUUUGGAGCUUCUUUAGAUUGUACUGACAUCCAUCAGGAGAAACCUUCUUACAAUGGAGAAAAAGCUGGAACAUUCCCAAGAGGGUUUUCAAAAGCAUACUCUGUACCGAAGCAAGAACCCUCUACCAACAGGGAGAACAGAAAUUAUCAAAGGGACAGUUCCUCUGGACUAAGUUUUUCAGUGUCAUCAAAGCCUAAAUUGAGUACAGAAAUGUCCUCUGCCAAAAAAACUCAGUCACUUCUGCCUGAUGAUAAAGAAGGGACAAGCAGAAUGUGGUUUACAGGGUCCUCAAAGUAUUGUUGUCAGUCCUUAGAAAGGACCAGGAGUAGACUGUCAGCAACUGCUCAAUGCAAUGCUCGCAGGAACCAGCCUGACAGUUCAAGCAUCUCCCGCCAGGGUGUCAAAAACCUGUUUACCACAUCCGGAGGAAUCAAAGAGGAAAUUGGGGAAGACAAACACCCAUUAGCCUCAAAAGGAGGAGCACACAAUGAAAUCCCUAAAGAAGAAGAGAAAGAUAAUGUAUUUAUGUUUAAAACUGAAGGAAGGAGAGGAGAUGGUGUUCUAGAAAAGUCACGUUUACCAUCCUCAGAUUCUGUGAAGAAUACAAUCAGCAUGUUUGAAUCUUUGGCUCAACGGAGCAGAAGCACACCAGAGAUUUUUCGCUCCAGGAGGACCUUAUCUGUACCAGAGCCCUCCAGGCCUGCAGCUCGAUUGAAGAAGAGUGAUUCCGAAAUAAAUCUAAAUUUUGGAAGGGUUGGGGGGAACAAAGAAAGUCUAAGAACAAAUUUCAGCUCAAAUUCCACACUGAAAGAAAGGCCAACAUUAGAACAACCUCAAGAUACAUGCAAAAAGAGUCUUAAACUUGCUCCAGCAUUAAAACAAAUUAAUGAACCAAGAACUGACCAACUUACCAACGUGAGGGAUGAAGAUGAAAGGAGGACUGUGGAUAAAAAACACAUGGAUGAACCAGAUUCUACCACCACUGCCCCCUCAGGGCUCAGAAACAUAGCAACGGAAGAAAAAGCGAGAAUCCAACCAAUCUCUCAACAGUCAAAUCCCAAAAGUUUACUAAAGCAAAAGUCAAUUUAUGUACAAUUAGUUGAUGAUGAUGAAAACACACCAACGGACUCAGCUGAUAGAGCCUCUCUCACAGUUAACAUCCAACAGCAAAGUAGCCCUGGAGCCAUAACAGUCAAUGGUAACAAUCCCAAAGCUCUGCCCAAUCCUCCUCAAAGUUCUACUCCUACCCAGACAAUAUAUUCCUCACUCAAUAACUCUAAUAAUAACAACUAUGAAACAACAAGGAAGGAUUUGACCUCUACUAGAAUGGAUAGGAGGCGCUCUGAUGAAGAAGACGAUUAUGAGGAAACAGACACUGAUGAAGACUCUGACUCAGGAGAGUCAUCUGUGACCAUCACAAGCAACAUGAGCCAAUCAGAACGCAAAAGUUUCUCUCUAAGUCUCGUGGAACUAUGUAAUUAUGGUGGAGUGGACUAUAAACCAUCAGAUGAAUGUUUGUCAGAGGGUGAUGAUGUUUCGACACACACACGCUCUGCGUCCAUGAGCUCAGACAUCUCAGCCUUCUCUUCUGUGACUCUGCUGAGCACUGAAGAGCUGGAUAGCUUAAUAGAUGAUGUCAGGGGCUUGGGAGAUGACACCCUGAAGAAAUAUGAAGAUGUGCAAGUGGUUGUGUUACACAAGGAAGUAGGGAGUGGCUUAGGAUUUACCUUGGCAGGUGGAGUGGAUCAGAAUAAACCAGUCACAGUCCACAGAGUAAUACCAGGUGGUGUAGCAGCACAGGAAGGCACUAUCUUUGAGGGUGCACAGGUGCUGUCAAUCAAUGGCACUGCCCUGCAGAAUUCCGCCCACUGGGACGCUCUGCAUACAUUGAGAAAAGCAAGAGGACAGGGCAUGGCGGUAGUUGUGCUCCAGAGUAGUAACAACAGAAAGGAAGACACUGAAAAAUCAGGAAUCACUGGCAGCAAAGUGCAUGUGAUUCUGAACAAGUCCAGUUCUGAUCUUGGAUUUAGUCUGGAAGGAGGGGUGGGAUCUAGCUCUGGAGACAAACCCCUCACUGUAAAAAAAAUAUUCCGUGGUGGACCAGUCAAUGAAGUGUUUCCUGGGGAUGAGUUGUUGGAGGUGCAAGGUCAGAGUUUGGUGGGUUUGAUGCGUCUUGAGGCUUGGAGCCUAAUAAAGAAACUGCCCUCUGGUCCAGUGGAGGUCUUACUGCACCGUCCUCAGUAACCAAGUUGAAGACCUCUACUUUUCCUCUUGCAUCUCACUUCUCAAAGCAAUUCAGACAUAAUUUAUACACUGUUUUUUUUUUUUCUAUAAGGUUUUUUGCUGUUACAGGCUCUGUGAAAUUGUAUUUUUGCAAAUGUUCAGUUCUGCAAUUAGAAAUCAUAAUUUGCCAUAGUGUUUCAAAGUGUGUUAACUAUUAAUACUGCCAAAAUUUAAAGCAUAAAAGCACUGGGGGUCAGGAGGUCAUUUUUUCUAUCUCUUGUUUUAAAUAAUGUUUAAGCUUUUAUAUUGAUGUAAUAUUGCACUCUCAGUCUUUAUCAGUAGCCAUUAAUUUUUUUUAAGCUGCUAUGUAUAUGUGUAUAUGUUGUCUGUACAGCACAAAUCCGUCCCAAUUGAACUUUUUCAUAUUAAAGACAAAGGAAGCAACUA